AUGGGUCGCGACACGAGAAGCCGUAGCCGAUCACCUUAUAGAAGCCGUGACCGCGAACGCGACCGUCAUCGAGGCCAUAGGUCCCAUAGACACCACCAUCGUAGCGAUGAUCGCGACCGUGAUAGUUCCACCGAACGCGAGAAGGCUCGUCGCAGAGCUCAACGCGAUUUCCUGACCAAGUCGGCUCAUCAAGCUGGUAACACCUCAAACAUGUUCUGGGAUGGUUUCCAGUGGAUUCCCAAGAUCGGCACUCAGGAUUCUGCCCAACACAAUGCCACACGGAAGAAUCGUCGGCUCUAUGUUGCUAACCUCCCCAUCCAACUAGGCCUUACGGAGGAGUUCCUUGGACAACAGCUAUUCGCCGCUCUGCGUGAGCGGGGGUGUAUCGCAUCUGAUGGCCAUAGUCCUGUAUUACACGUCUGGUUCGCCAGAGAAAAGGGUGGUAACUAUGGAUUCGUAGAGUUUGCUACACUAGAAGAUACCGAGAAUGCACUGGCGCUCGAUGGCCUGGUUGUGAUGGGAGCCCCUAUCACUAUUCGCCGACCAUCGGAUUAUCAAGACUCGACUGUUCCCAUGCUUAACGACUCGGUUGUUGCUGCUGCUGCUGCCGCUGCUGCUAAUAGUGCUGUCGGCAAUCUCGGUGGCCAGGCUACUAGCCGAAUUGUACGGUUCGCGCAGAUCGUCAGAGUUGGCCCCAACACUACCAAGGAUGAGUACACUGACGUAAUUGAAGAUAUGAAGGGCGGCUGCGGUGACUUUGGCAAGCUCGACGCGGUAUAUAUUGCAUCGGCUGAUGUCCAUGAUCCUUCUACUCAAGGGUUGGUACUCGCUGCUGGAGAUGUGUGUUUGGAGUACUCAGAUCUCGGUGGUGCUGAGGCUUGUAUGAACGGCAUGAAGGGUCGCAAAUACGACGGUCAGGUGGUUCACAUGAGCAGUGUAGAUGAGGAGACUUGGCAGAAUUUGGCGAAGCCGGUGCUUGUCGAGAUGGACGCAGCACUUGGUAUAUUGUAAGACUGGAGUCGCCGCCGACCUGCUUGUUGUUACUACCUUGUCGUCGUCGUUAUGAAGGCAAGGGCCCCAAGGAGUAGGUCAGCACGUGAAACUAUUACUACCCCUCAGCGGCUCAUCG
This is a messenger RNA of Perkinsus marinus ATCC 50983, 1129 nucleotides long. RefSeq names its product splicing factor u2af large subunit, putative. NCBI's taxonomy places the organism in Eukaryota, Perkinsozoa, Perkinsida, Perkinsidae. The record is from RefSeq and is a predicted model, not a curated record. Bases 1 to 1011 code for a protein of 336 amino acids. The transcript has 12 exons. Gene Ontology annotation, molecular function: poly-pyrimidine tract binding; pre-mRNA 3'-splice site binding. Gene Ontology annotation, cellular component: commitment complex; nuclear speck; U2AF complex.